AUGGCGAGGGGGGGUGCGGCCUCAACGGGUGAUGCUACCACCACACCGGCUGCAGGCUCGGUUGCUGCUGCAGCUGCAGCAGCUGCUGCUGCUGGCGGUGUUGCAGCAGCAUCUCCAGCUCUAUCCUCGCCGUCAGGGGCCCCUCAGGGGCCCCCUAGUACAAAGAACAGAGCCUCUAUAGACCAUGCAGACCGGUGGGGCGGAAGAGGGAACAGAGGGGGCCCCCAAGCAACAGCAAGAUCAUCAGCAGCAGGAACAGUACGGGGGGGCCCCCGCGGCGUUCCCCAAUGGAAAGUGAAGAGUCCGAGUGGUUCUACACAGCAAGCACAGCAGCAGCAGCAGCAGCAGCCAGCAGCAGCAGCAGCAGCAGCAGACCAGCAGCAGCAGCAGCAGUAUACAAACAACAGCAGUACAGAAGGCCCCGCCUGCUGCUUCUUUGUCAGACCCUCGUGUAGCUUCACAUCUGUCUAUAUAAGAAGACUUGAACAUAGAGAAGACCUCAUACACAGCGAGGUGGCCAGGGUUAUAGAGGAGAGUACAGGGCACGAGCAGGGGUCAUGGAAGAUGGUCAGCAGAAAACAGCAGCAGCAGCAGCAGCAGCAGCAGCAGCAGCAGCAGCAGGCAGCUAGUAGGCAGCAGCAAAGAGGAUACAGACAAGGCAGAGAUGGAAGACCUUUCGAUGCUCGCAGACAGCAGCAACGGGGACAGGGCAGAAGAACAAACUCAGAGAGGAGAAACAACGGUACGCAGCAGCAGCAGCAGCAGCAGCAACAGCAACAGCAGCAGCAGCAGCAGCAGCAGCAGGGUGCAGGGGAAACUCUGUCGAGAGAACAAGAAAACAGAAGAUCCCCGCAGCAGCAAGCAGAAGGACAGGUAGAGCCGCAGCAGCCACAUACACCAGGUCAAGAGCAGCAGCAGCAGCACGAGGCAGAGCAGCAGCAGCAGCAGCAGCAGCAGCAGCAGUCUGUUGACGGUAGUGCUUCAACCAGCGGUGUGAAGAACGAACAGCAACAGCAGCAGCAGCAGCAGCAGCAGCAGCAACGUGGAUCCUCAGCUCCGAAGACAGAAGCAACCUCUGCUGCAGCAGCAGCAGCAGGGGAAGCAGCAGCACCAACUGCAGCAACAGCAGCAGCAGCACAACCAAGGACUUGGGCCGCUCGCCUCGUCAGGCCGGCACCGCAGCCGCCGCAGCAGCAGCCAGCAGCAGCUCCAGCAGCAGCUGACCCCGCAAAGGGUGCAGCAGCAGCGCCAACAGCAGCAGCAGCAACAGCAGCAGCAGCAGCAGCAACAAGCCCCAAGCCAACGUCAGCAGAUGCGGCCCAUAGAGGCAGACGCAGUCCGUGUGCCCCCUCACCGCGGUCGCAUUCACCUGCUGCUGCCGCUGCUGCUGCUCCUGAGCAGCAGCAGCAGCAGCAGCAGCAGCAGCAGCAGUCUGUUGACGGUAGUCCUUCAACCAGCGGUGUGAAGAACGAACAGCAACAGCAGCAGCAGCAGCAGCAGCAGCAACGCGGAUCCUCAGCUCCGAAGACAGAAGCAACCUCUGCUGCAGCAGCAGCAGCAGGGGAAGCAGCAGCAGCAACUGCAGCAACAGCAGCAGCAGCACAACCAAGGACUUGGGCCGCUCGCCUCGUCAGGCCGGCACCGCAGCCGCCGCAGCAGCAACCAGCAGCAGCUCCAGCAGCAGCUGACCCCGCAAAGGGUGCAGCAGCAGCGCCAGCAGCAGCAGCAGCAACAGCAGCAGCAGCAGCAGCAACAAGCCCCAAGCCAACGCGAGAAGUUUCUCCCAUUGCUGCACCGGGGCGGUCAAGGAGUCCGUCUCCAGCAGCAGCAGCAGCAGCAGCAGCAGCAGCACCAGAAGCAGCACCAGCAGCAGCAGCACCAGCAGCAGCAGCAGCACCAGGAUCCCCAGCAGCAACGACAGCUGCAGCAGUAGAAGCAGUAGUAGCUCCGAGCCCACCGCACUCUCCGAAGCCGCAGUCCCCAUCAUCAUCAGCAGCAGCAGCAACAGCAGCAGCAACAGCAGCAGCAGCAGCAGCAGCAGCAGCAGCAGCAGUUCCAGCUGUUACACAGCAGGAGCAGCAGCAGCAGGAGAUGGAGCGUAUGUUUGAGAUAGAAGCAGCACAAAGAAAGGCUGCACAGAAACAGCAGCAGCAGCAGCAGCAGCAGCAGCAACUGCAGCAAGCUGCUGCUGCUGCUGCUGCACAGCAGCAGCAGCAGCAGCAGCAGCCGCAGCAGGUUGCUGCACCGGAGCCGCCGCAGCCGCUGCCGCAACAGCAGCAGCAGCAGCCGCAACAGCAACAGCAGCCGCAGCAGCAACCGCAGCAGCAACCGCAGCAGCAGCAGCAACCGCAACCGGGAACAGAAUACGACGCUGCUGCUGGCGCUAUAUAUCUGCCGCAGCAGCAGGAGCAGCAGCAGCAGGAGAUGGAGCGUAUGUUUGAGAUUGAAGCAGCACAAAGAAAGGCUGCACAGAAACAGCAGCAGCAGCAGCAGCAGCAGCAGCAACUGCAGCAGCUGCAGCAGCACCAGACAGACCCAGGUCAGAAGGCUGUUGCACGCGCAUGCGUUGAGCCGCAGCAGCAACACAUGCAGCAGCAGCAGCAGCACAUGCAGCAACAGCAGCAGCACUUGCAGCAGCAACACAUGCAGCAGCAGCAGGAGCAGAGACUCCACCACGACCGUCAGCAGCAGCGACGGGGGCAGCAGCAGCAGCAGCAGCAGCAGCAGCAUCACUAUGGACAGCAGCAGCCGCACCACUAUGGGCAGCAGCAGCAGCAGCAGCAGCAGCAGCAUCACCAGCAGCAGCAGCACUAUGUACAGCAGCAGGCAGGAAGAGGCAGCUGGGGGGAUGCAAACGGCUUCAACCGCAGCGUGGGGCCACUGAUGCAGCAGCAGCAGCAACAGCAGCAGCAGCAGCAGCAGCAAGGGAAGCAGCAGCCCCCCCCUCCUCCCUCUGGGGGCUCUCUAGACGGCUCAGCUCAUCAGCAGCGGCAGCAGCGUGACGAUAUGAAGCAGCAGCAGCCGCAGCAGCAGCAGCAGCAGCAGCAGCAGCAGCAAGGGAAGCAGCAGCCCCCCCCUCCUCCCUCUGGGGGCUCCCUAGACGGCUCAGCUCAUCAGCAGCGGCAGCAGCGUGACGAUAUGAAGCAGCAGCAGCCGCAGCAGCAGCAGCAGCAGCAGCAGCAGCAGCACUAUAACAGUGGAAAGACUGCCCCCGGUCAGCAGCAGCAGCAGCAGCAGCAGCAGCAAGCAGCAGCAGCAGCAGCAUACAACAACUCCCACGCCUUCACUCCUCCCCCUGGCUUAGCCCCCAACCUCACCGGGCAGCCAGCAGCAGCAGCAGCAGCAGCAGCAGCAUACACAUACCCGAACUACCACGGCCUCACUACAUACCCCCAGUACAACAGCGUAUACUAUGGACACGGAAACCUGCUGCCUCACUAUGGUAUCAUGGGGGGCCCCUAUGGCGCCAAGGGGGGCCCCGGGGCCCUGCCGCAGGGGUACAUGCAUAACUACCCCCCGUAUACACACCAGGAUUCCUUUGAGGAUGCAGCAGCAGCAGCAACAGCAGCAGGGGGGGCCCCCACGGAGAUGUAUGGCGGUGCAGCAGCAGCAGGCACAGCUCCUGCUGCAGCAGCAGCAGCAGCAGCAACAGCUCCACAGACGCCUGGUGUUGUCUUGGCCCCUGCAGCAACAGGAGCAGCAGGAGCAGCAGGUGGUGGUGUUACUGGGCCUCAGCAGCACCAGCAGCAUGCAGCAGCAGCACCAGGUGCAGCAGCAGCAGCAGCAGCAGCAGGACAGGGUGUUUCAACUUUUUAUAACCCCAGUCUACAUGUUGCUGGUGUUGCAGCAGCAAACCCUUAUCCUGCGCAGCAGCACCAGCAGCAUGCAGCAGCAGCACCAGGUGCAGCAGCAGCAGCAGCAGCAGCAGGACAAGGUGUUUCAACUUUUUAUAACCCCAGUCUACAUGUUGCUGGUGUUGCAGCAGCAAACCCUUAUCCUGCUGCUUCAUCAGCAGCAAAUGCUGCUGCUCCUCCUGGCUUCUCAGGCAGCAGCUUUCAGCACCCGCAGCUCAAGGCCGGUGGGGGGGCGGCGUAUUGCUGCAGGGGCAGCAGCUUUCAGCACCCGCAGCUCAAGGUGGGUACUCCGCCUGCUAGCGGCAGUGCAGCAGGGGCCCAGUACCACUACAGCAGCAGCAGCACGGGGGCCCCCCCCGCCAGCAGCAGCAGCUCAGGGGGCCCCAUAGUAGGGAGAGGAGAGCAGCAGCAUCAGCAGCAGCAGCCGCAGCAGGGGCAGCUAAACAGCAACUCUGUUAUGUCUACGCAGAGCAGCACCUAUCACCGUGGUGGCAGCAGCAGCAGUGCAGAUCAGCAGCAACAGCAGCAACAACAGCAGCAGCAGCAGCAGCAGCAAGCAGCAGUAGCAGCAGCAGCUGGAGGAUAUUAUAAUUACAAUGCUUAUACACAGCAGCAGUAG
Molecule: messenger RNA, 4473 nt
Organism: Eimeria mitis
Lineage: Eukaryota; Apicomplexa; Conoidasida; Eucoccidiorida; Eimeriidae
Source: RefSeq, a predicted model, not a curated record